This is a messenger RNA of Phyllostomus discolor (pale spear-nosed bat), 3472 nucleotides long. It is a transcript of the gene GASK1B, whose product is annotated as golgi associated kinase 1B. The record is from RefSeq and is a predicted model, not a curated record. The transcript has 5 exons. Gene Ontology annotation, cellular component: Golgi apparatus. The coding region runs from base 456 to 2015 and encodes 519 amino acids. NCBI's taxonomy places the organism in Eukaryota, Metazoa, Chordata, Mammalia, Chiroptera, Phyllostomidae.
GGAUAUAACAAACCAGUGUGCAAGCAACUGGAAUUUUUUUUUUUUUUUGCUUUGUAAUCAGUAGUUUUCAAGGGAGCUUUUGAAGCCGAGCUGAAAUAUUUGAAAUGAGGAACACUCUUGACCAUGAAAUAUGUUCUACUUACAUGCCUCAGCCUUUAAAAGUUCUUUGCAUUAGAGUCGGGGAUUACAUUGUUUCUGGAGUCAAGCAUGGGGCCAGCUGUGAACGAGCUGCACUGCUCCUUGGGGAGGCUAAUGGGAGUUUAAAAGGUUUGUUGUGGCGGGUGUCACAAACAUUCCCAACUCCAUCACCAACCCUUUACUUCCAUCUCUGUCCACUGUAAACCACUUAGACACCUACGCAAAGGCGACAGCUGGAUUCAGGAAACCAUGCAUCAUGUCACCAGGAGACAACUGCAGACUUUAAACUGUGUUCAACAUGUGGAUGCGGCAGAGAAAUGACCUGUCCAGACAAGCCAGGGCAGCUCAUAAACUGGUUCAUCUGCUCUUUUUGCAUCCCGCGGGUGUGUAAACUCUGGAGCAGCCGCCGUCCAAGGACCCGGAGGAACCUUCUGCUGGGCACUGCCUGCGCCAUCUACCUGGGCUUCCUAGUGAGCCAGGUGGGGCGCGCAUCGCUCCAGCACAGACCCGCUGCGGAAAGGGGGGCCCAUCAGAGCCGAGACACCCCCAAGGCAUCCUUCCCUGAGAUACCCUUGGAUGGUACCCUGGCCCCUCCAGAGUCCCAGGACAAUGGAUCCACCCUGCAGCCCAAUGUGGUGUACAUUACCCUACGCUCUAGACGAAGCAAGCCCGCCAAUAUCCGUGGCACAGUGAAACCGAAGCGCAGGAAGAAGUAUGCAGUGGUAUAUCCAGCCCCGGGACAGGAGGCUUUGGUGGGACCAUCCCUCCAGCCACAGGAAGCUGUAAGGGCAGCUGAUGCUGAUGUGCCUGGGUACGUCCAGAGAGGAAAUCUGGCCAACGUUGGGGAAGAACACUGGAGAUUGAUACGGGAUCCCGGAGUGCGAGUUGGGGGUUCAGAUUUACAGCUGCCUAAGGCCAGGGAGAGCAACAUCAGGAUCUACAGCGAGAGCGCCCCCUCAUGGCUGAGCAAAGAAGACAUCCGUAGAAUGCGACUGUUGGCCGAUGGUGUUGUGUUGGGCUUCCAGCCAGUGUCCUCAAACAGCCAAGUGCGCUUGCUGAUGUUCGAGGGGAGUGCCGCUGGCUCUGUGCCUGGCUGCGGCCCUAGCCCCUGCGGGCUGGUCAAGCAGCCUUUGGACAUGAGUGAGGUGUUUGCCUUCCACCUGGACAGGAUCCUGGGACUCAACAGGACCCUGCCUUCUGUGAGCAGGAAAUCAGAGUUCAUCCAAGAUGGCCGCCCAUGUCCUGUCAUUUUCUGGGAUUCAUCUUUAUCUCCAACGAGUAAUGAGACCCACUCUUCCGUUAAGCUCACCUGGGGGACUUACCAGAAGUCGCUAAAGCAGAAGUGCUGGCAGAACGGCCGAGCGCCCAAACCCGACCGGGGUUGUACUGCAGUGCAUCAUCACGAGUGGUCCAAGAUGGCCCUCUUCGAUUUCCUGUUGCAGAUUUAUAAUCGCUUAGAUACAAAUUGCUGUGGAUUCAGACCUCGAAAGGAAGAUGCCUGUGUACAGAAUGGACUGCAGCCAAAAUGUGACGACCAAGAUUCUGUGGCUCUCGCGCACAUUAUCCAGCGAAAGCACGACCCAAGGCAUUUGGUCUUUAUAGACAACAAGGGUUUCUUUGACAGAAGUGAAGAUAACUUAAACUUCAAAUUGUUAACAGGCAUCAAAGAGUUUCCCGAAUCUGCAGUUUCUGUUUUGAAGAGCCAGCACUUACGGCAGAAACUCCUUCAAUCUCUGUUUCUUGAUAAAGUUUAUUGGGAGAGUCAAGGAGGUAGACAAGGAAUUGAAAAGCUUAUUGAUGUAAUAGAACAAAGAGCCAAAAUCCUUCUCACCUACAUCAAUGCACAUGGGGCCAAAGUAUUACCUAUGAAUGAAUAAUGAAAGGAUCUUCUGGCUGGAGUACUAGAUAUAUUUAUUUAUGUGUUGUUGUUUUUAAAUCAAGUACACAAACCUCAACUCCUUUUAGGAAUGAGACAGAGUAGAUGAAUACAUAAAAUGAGUGAAUUUAACCAAGUAUAUAUGAUGGACCUGAGCAUGAUAAGCAGCUCAUAAAGCUUUAAGAAACAUACUCCUCAAAAAAAUAUUUGUUUGUAUAUUUCAUACCAUUGUCAUGUGAGUCUCAGCAUCUGAUUACAGAAUGAUUGAAAUUAUUAUUCCAGCUAGAUUUGGUAAAACAUUGGUCAUCUUGUUUAACAGAACAGUGUAAACCAACUUCUUUAAUAAAUUAUGUUUUAUGCCAUUUUCACUGGUCUGACUAAAUACUAAUGGGAAUGAACCUGAAUUUGUUUUAUUGCUAAUUGUUAAAACAGCAGUCCCAGCCCUCACUCGGAGGUGACUCUGCACUGGGAAACAUGCACGUGAUCUGCAAAUACAUCAGUGCCUACAAUCAUUCUAAAUGGAAAGGAUGAGUUAUUUGCAAAACCACCAGUUUAUAUCCUAUUGUGUCUAUAAAUAAUCAGCCGUUUCCAUGAUUCUGAGCAGCGAGAAUCACAUUUUCUACUUAUCUUCAGAUAUUUAUUUUGUUGUCAGUGUAGGAAACAUCUAAAUCUGACAAUUUAUACAUUAGGUAGUUUUGCCUUCUCAGUUUAGGGCUAAUUUACGUCUAGUUGCUUAAAAUGAAAUAAUAUCAAGGUUUAAAGUUACCUAUUUGAAACUGUACUUAUAGAACACAUUUAAAAAUGUUCUUUUUAAAAUUUUUGUCAUUUUUACAAGGAUGUACUGUAAUUUCUGUAUAUUUCAUUAAAAUAGUGUUAUUCUUCAAAUUUGUUCUGUGUAAUUAUAUUUAAACUGAUUUAAUUGAUAUUGUCUAGAUAUUGACAAUCAGAUCAGGUAUUGACUGUGUUGAAAUAUAUUGUUUUGCUUGUUUCAGUACGAACAAAUACAUUAAAACUUGACUCUGGUCAUUUCUCCUUGAGGAAUGAACACGACUAGAACAAAAACAGUAUACUUUGAUAUUAUUGAACUUUAAAUAAUUCUCCCCAAACCCCCACUACCAAGUUUUUAAUUAGAUGGAAGGAUGUGGACAUAAAGUAUUCAUGUGUUGGAUCUUUAUAUCCUUGGAGGAUAUGUCAUCUUGGAUGACAGAUAUUCAUAUGGAGAUUUCAAAUCUUGAAUAAAUUAUCAUUAUUCUCCCAUCCCCAUACCCCCAACCCCUUAUUGAGCAGCUGAUUUGCUGACUUUUCCUUUCCCUGGAAGUUUAAAAAUACAAUUUAAGAAUGUUUUUAAUAAUACUACAAUUUAAGAAUGUUUUUAAUAGUAAUGAGAACCUAUCUGUAGAUUCUAAUAUUUACAAAAGUAUAGGGACAAAGAGUUAAAAUAACAUGUUAAGUACAAAA